This is a messenger RNA of Myzus persicae (green peach aphid), 3523 nucleotides long. RefSeq lists its product as uncharacterized. Bases 446 to 2428 code for a protein of 660 amino acids. The record is from RefSeq and is a predicted model, not a curated record. Lineage: Eukaryota; Metazoa; Arthropoda; Insecta; Hemiptera; Aphididae. The transcript is spliced from 13 exons.
GUCGCGCGCGCGUCGGCAGUCGGUCCGCGGUCGCCCGUCAGUUCGCCUCGCCGUCGGUCCUCGGUUACAUCGUCGUGUUUAUUAUACUGUAGUUAUGUGUUAUAAUUUUAUUCUUCUCGUUUCCCUCCCGUUGCCGGACAGCUGAAUAUCUUGGUUUCGUUUCGUAUCAUAACCACUAUAGGUAGAUACCUACAACUAUAAUACAAGGGCAGUAUACUAGCAAUAAUAUUAUUAUCAUUGCCGGGGACGUGCGCGCGCACGCCGCCAACCACCCGAUCGUUGGACGCAGAGCUCCCCGCUGAGGGUGCCAUAGAAGGAAGUUACUACGAGGAGAGGGAAGAGCUUGUGAGGGUUACAACCACCGUCAUCCGCGCGAUCGCGCCGGGAGCUGCGCUGUAGCCGUACGCGCCCGUGCUGCCAACGGCGGCCAAACUCACUGUUGAGGAUGGUCACUGUACGGGCACCGUCAUUUCUAGUUCGGCGAAUAUGCGUCUUCAUAUUUUUAGGAAUCAUGGGUUAUUCGAUUUUUCAAAUGACCCGCAGCAAUACCUAUUACGAUAUGACAGAUCGAAACAUUAUGCGAAAACAAAUCGAACUCGAUAUUAGCAAAUCGUCGAAUAAUGAAGCUCCAGUUAAAAAUUCGAAAACAGAAAACUAUAUAGCAUGUCCGCAUCCUAUUUUGGACCCGUUCGACCCGACCAUGAUGAAAUUCGUCAAAAGGGAGCCGCCUUUGGCCUGCGACCCGGAGGAGGAUUGGGUUACUAUCAAGGGAAACAUCGCGCGUAUCACCGACAAGGCACUCAAGAAGUAUGGAGACAUCCAGUGCAAAUUUAUGGACGUUUUGAGGGCCAACGAAUUUUCCACAUCGCUGGGCGUCGUGACCACGACUCACACAGAAUACAAUUUGGAGACGUCGGAUUUUUUCAGAGUUUACUGCGAGUCGGAAAACGGCCAAUUUAGUUGGGAGAGCCGCAUGGCCGGCAUACGAUUCGACGAGGAUGUGAUAAAUCGAGCCGGAUGGGACCAAGUGCCCAAAGAUGGAUUGGGCCUCAACGUUCUAAUGAUCGGAUUGGACUCUAUGUCAAACAUGAUGGUGCAGAGAGUAUUGCCCAAGGUGUAUUCCAAGCUGAAGUCUAUGGGAGCACGCGUGCUUAAUGGCUAUAACAUUGUCGGCGACGGGACUCCGCAGGCAUUGAUACCCAUUUUGACAGGACGCACUGAACUGGAGCUUCCGGACACUAGGAAACGCAUGGGGAACAAAGCGUCUUACGUGGACGUCUAUCCGUUUAUAUGGAACGAGUUCAAGAAACACGGUUAUGUUACUGGUUAUGCUGAAGAUGUUCCGGACGUUGGCAUAUUUACCUACAGGCUAAAAGGAUUUGACCAACAGCCGACCGAUCAUUAUAUGCGAUCAUAUUACGUAGACGCGUCACCAAUGUUCAAACAACAAAAGCCUUUUUGUUACGGUUCUCUACCUAGGCACAAGAUAAUGCUCAACUACAUCAAAGACAUGUUUCGUGUGUACGAAGACAAGCCAAAGUUCAUGUUUGCAUUCCAAGGCGAAUUGUCCCAUGAUUACGCGAGCAAGGUGUCAGUCGCGGAAAACGAUCUGGUUGAGUGGUUGGAAUGGUUUGAGAAGUCUGGUUACCUGAACAAUACCAUGCUGGUAUUUAUGAGUGAUCACGGUCAAAGAUUCGCUUCCGUGCGUGACACACAACAAGGAAAACUCGAAGAGCGGAUGCCAUUUUUCUCGUUCGUGCUACCUAAAUGGUUCGACCGGAAGUAUCCAACAAUGGCGUCCAACCUGGACAAAAACACUAACCGUCUGACAACCCCAUUUGACAUAUACUCAACACUUAUGAGUGUCCUGCAUCGAGAAGCGCCUAAAACCGACGACGUAAACAAGCGUUCCAUAUCGCUGUUCAACGAGAUACCGUUGGAGAGGACAUGUAGAGAUGCCUAUAUCGAACCUCACUGGUGCGCUUGUCUGAAGUGGCAGCCGAUAAGCGAAGAUAGUUCGUUGGUCGUCGACGCAGCAGCAAACUUUGCACAGUUUCUCGACAGGUUUAAUUCUGAGUACACCGAUCUGUGUGCGCCAGUGGUGAUAGAUCGGAUCGAAUGGGCCAACAAGAUGGCACCCAACGAAGGGCUGUUGAAAUUCCACCAGGCCGCCGACACCGACGGAUUUGUACCCGAUAUGUCGGCCAACACCAAAAUAACCGACAUCUAUCUGCAGAUAAAAGUGAUCUCGCGACGGCCUGCCAACGCCGUGUUCGAAUUUUCGUGCCAGUAUAACAGUAACACGCAUCGGUACACUGUUGACGAAAAGCAUAUCAGCAGAAUUAAUGAAUACGGAAACCAAAGUUGGUGCGUUUCAAAAACCCAGCCACAACUUAACAAAUACUGUUACUGCAAACAACCAAACUGAGAAAGUCUGACGUCUGCGUGGACACGAAAUUUUCCUAGUGCAACCGUUUAAACUCAGCUUCGAGGUCACUUUGAAUUAUUGUUAUUAUUUUUAAUUUGAUUUGAAUGAAGUUUUGUGUCAUAAAAAUCUCUCAACUGUUAUUUUUACUAUACCUAUAUUAUUAUUAGUUUAAUAAUGAUAUUAGUGUUACGUAGACUAUUAAUUGUCCAGCUUAGUUUUUUAAGUUCAUAAUUUUAAGUAAGUAUAAUUAUCCUAUGCGUGUGAUUCAAAAUUAGUUUUGGUUUGUUUUUUUUUGUUUUAAAUGUAAGUUUGUAAUUACAUUUUUGAUGUGGAUUCAUUCAAUGCAAAAUAUUCUGUAUUAACAAACAAUGACAAUGACAUUUUGGCGUAGCCGAUUCGGCGAUAGGGUUUUAAAUAGUAUAUACUCUCACAAUGUACAUAACUAUGAACCGAUGAUAGUUAACAAGAGAAAACACGAUUUGGUAAUAUAUAUUUUAUAGUCGGUUAGGUAUGUACGGUUUUAUACGGAAUAUUAUAUUAAUAUUGUCAAAAAAGACUAUCAGCCACAAGGCAUCGCUAAAACGGCAUCGCCAUAAGACACGUCCAUUAUAUUUUGUAUUUGUUUUGUUUUAAUAUUAAAAUGUCAAAUUUCCAUAUUACCUUAUAUUCUUUCUAAAUAUUGCGAAGUGAAUCUACUUUGUCUAGUCAGAUUAAUUUCUUGAGUUAUAAACUACGUAUAGACUUAUAUUUUUCUGGUCAAUUUUAAGACGAUUUAUUUUAAAUAAAAACAUUCGCCACUAAAAAUGUAUGUUUCAUAUUUAGAUAUGUUUAUUUAUAAUAUUCAUAAAUUGUAUUUUUGAUUUUAUAGUUACUUCUGUGACGUAUAAUAUAAUUUAAUGUGAAAACUACGUUUUUGUUAUGUUUGUUAUAAAUCGUGAUGUUUUAGUGAAUAUUUAGUGUUCGCGACUCAUCUAUAAACGCAUUGUUAUUUUGAAAUUGUUAGUAUUUGUAAUAUAUUUUUUUUUACGGGGUUCAACGUUUUGAAGUACGCGUGUCAUUUAAUAUAGUAUUAAUUUGUACUUAUUCAUAAUAUUA